Messenger RNA from Rotaria sordida, 273 nucleotides. The record is from the annotation of a GenBank genome assembly. NCBI's taxonomy places the organism in Eukaryota, Metazoa, Rotifera, Eurotatoria, Philodinida, Philodinidae.
AUGCUUGGUCGUCGAGCUAUUGGUGCCAUCAUCGGUAUUAUUUCAGCUUGUAGUCUUAUUCUUUUGCUUAUUGCUUGUUGUAUUGUCUACUAUCGUCGUUAUUUAAAACGAAAAGGUCAUAGCUAUGCCGUUACCAGUCAAGUAGAUGAUCAACAAAUAAAUCAACGCACUAGUAUACAACAACCACAGAUCGUCAAUCGAACGAUAAAUACUAUACCUUCGGAUUCUCCUCCACCAUAUUCCGAAGCUAUAAAAGGUUUACCCGAUAUAUAA